This is a messenger RNA of Menidia menidia (Atlantic silverside), 1203 nucleotides long. Lineage: Eukaryota; Metazoa; Chordata; Actinopteri; Atheriniformes; Atherinopsidae. The record is from the annotation of a GenBank genome assembly.
AUGGAAUAUAGCCCAAGUUGCCACAGUCUGUAUGCCUUCUGGUCCGGCCCCGCGAAGAAGAAACUUCUCCUUGUGAGCAUCAUGUUCUUCGUCUGGGUCUACAUGCUGUACUCCUGCGUGGGCUACUGCUCCGGCGUGCCCAGCCUGGUGGUGGAGGGUUACCGGGGCAAGGAGACCGGCCCCGGGGUGGGGAAGAGGACAGAGACCGGCCGGUCGGACCUUGUGUCCAGGCUGCUGGCCAGCCCUCCGCAGCCCUGGGAGGAUGUGGAGAGCGACUACGACGAGCCGUCCAUCCGGACAGCAAUGUCCAGAGACCUGCUCCACAACGAGCCGGACGCGGACCGGGCCGAGGACUGGGAGGAGGCGCGCGCCGACGCGCACCGGGCGCCGGACCCCAGCGCCAUGUCCAGCUUCUCCAACGGCUCCGGGAGCAAGAAGCUGCCGCAGGCCAUCAUCAUCGGGGUGAAGAAGGGAGGGACGCGGGCCCUGCUGGAGUUUCUCCGGGUCCAUCCCGACAUCAGAGCCGUGGGAGCCGAGCCGCACUUCUUCGACCGCAACUACGAGAACGGGCUGGAGUGGUACAGGGAGCUGAUGCCGAAGACCCUGGAGGGCCAGAUCACCAUGGAGAAAACGCCCAGCUACUUCGUGACCAGAGAGGCUCCGGCCAGGAUCUCGGCCAUGUCCAGGGACACCAAGCUGAUCGUGGUGGUGCGGGACCCGGUCACCAGGGCCAUCUCCGACUACACGCAGACGCUGUCCAAGAAGCCCGACAUUCCCUCUUUCGAGAGCCUGACCUUCAAAAACAGGACUACGGGGCUCAUCGACACCUCGUGGAGCGCCAUCCAGAUCGGCAUCUACGCCAAGCACCUGGACAACUGGCUGCAGUACUUCCCCUCCGAGCAGAUCCUGUUCGUGAGCGGCGAGCGGCUGAUCAGCGACCCGGCCGGAGAGCUGGGCCGCGUGCAGGACUUCCUGGGCCUCAAGAGGAUCAUCACCGACAAACACUUCUACUUCAACCAGACCAAGGGGUUCCCGUGCCUGAAGAAGGCCGAGGGCAGCAGCAAGCCGCACUGCCUGGGCAAAACCAAAGGCCGGACCCACCCCAACAUCCACCCCGAGGUGGUGCAGAGGCUGCGGGACUUCUACCGGCCCUUCAACAUGAAGUUCUACCAGAUGACAGGACAUAACUUUGGUUGGGAGUGA